Messenger RNA from Anolis carolinensis (green anole), 1512 nucleotides. Its product is annotated as transcriptional regulator ATRX homolog. The transcript is spliced from 18 exons. The record is from RefSeq and is a predicted model, not a curated record. NCBI's taxonomy places the organism in Eukaryota, Metazoa, Chordata, Lepidosauria, Squamata, Anolidae. The coding region runs from base 145 to 1437 and encodes 430 amino acids.
AGAACCUUAAGUCCCAUUGUUGUCCGUUGUCAUGACUUUGUUCUUAUACAUUCCGUUCUUGGACAAAGGAAAAACGUGGAAUUUUUUAGCUCACUCUCUUCCUAACAAAAGUGGAGGAGGGAUAGUUAGGACUGAACGUUAAGAAUGGAUCAACCUAUGACCAGCAAGGAGGCACUUGGUGCUUGGAAGGCUGUCCCGAAGAAACAGGACGGAGCUGAGAAGCACAUAUCGGCAGAGAAGGUGAUCAUGACAGAGGUGGAAAGUCUGCUUCAGGAAGGACUCGACAAGCUUGAGGCUGAAGAGGAGACCAAGGCUGAAGAGGAGAACGAGUCUGGAGAGGAGACCGAGUCUGGAGAGGAGACCGAAUCUGGAGAGGAGACCGAGGAAGAAAAAGAAAGUCCAAAUGGGAUGGAAGAACGAGAGGAGCCCUUAGAGGAGGAGAGCCUCAUGGAAGGAAAGGAGGAAAAGGAGGAGAAGGAGAGUCCCAGAAUGGAAGAGGAUGCCAAAGAGAUGGCGGCACUGGAAGAAGAGGCGAAAGACACGUUCACUAUUGAAAAGAAGACCUUGAGGCCACCUCAAGAAUUAUGGGAUAAAUGCAGAAAGAAAUUAAUUGGUGACGUGGAUGUUAUCAAUGACAGUGUAAGCGGAGCGAGGAGGAGGUUGUCUACUCAUCCUCUCUCCUACUUCACCAGCCUAGGAAAGGUCUUCCACCAUCCAGAAGUUCCUGAUGCUGCCCAGGAGGAGAAGAAAACGCUAGUUGAGGAGGUGGAACCCAAGCCACGGAAAUAUCGACCAAUGUUAGCCCGGCUGUUUACUUUCAUUCCCCAUGAGGGCAAACCGAAAGCAGUCCUGAGAAAGCCGACCAUGCUUCUGGGAGAGAGCAUCUCAAGGUCCUCCAAGGUCAUAAGUGAGAAGUGCAGCCAUGACAACACACAGGAUAAGGUCGAUUCGGAUGGGGCCGGGGUGACUGAGCCCGAAGGUGACACUUCAAGGAGCCCCAAGAGCCCUGAGUCUAAACCAGAAGCGGGAAGUUCUGGACCCAAAAAGCAGGAGCUGCCUCAACGGGCUGGAGCUGCUGCCCGUACUGAGAAACUCAAGGACGACUCCUAUGCUUCCUAUCCAGGCAUUACCAGUUCCAUCUGGAGCAUGGGGCAACAAAUCACCCACUGGAAGAUGGCCCACGGCCGUGGCUACCAUGCCGGACAGCUCACUCAGGACAAGAUCUACAAGUACAGACUUCUGAAGCACGAGCGGGACACCAAGGCUGCUGUCCCUCUGCCUCUGCAGGGAUUGAUGGAGGAAGAGGUCUACACCAUUUUAAAGGCUGUUUUACACGACUACCAAAAAAAGCUGGGAGUGCACCACCCGCUCACAAUUCAAGUGGAAGAUGCGAUGGACCACCUCCACCUCCAACUCACGGCAAGAGGAACCAUAUGAGGACAGUAUCCCCCGUCCCACCCCCAAAGAACCCGAAACAAGAGGGGCAAAUAUAGAUCUGUUUAUUGAAUUAUA